Pleurotus ostreatus (oyster mushroom) is the source of this 1650-nucleotide messenger RNA. RefSeq lists its product as uncharacterized. The coding region runs from base 1 to 1650 and encodes 549 amino acids. Gene Ontology annotation, biological process: D-xylose metabolic process; xylulose metabolic process. Gene Ontology annotation, molecular function: D-xylulokinase activity. Lineage: Eukaryota; Fungi; Basidiomycota; Agaricomycetes; Agaricales; Pleurotaceae. Gene Ontology annotation, cellular component: cytosol. The record is from RefSeq and is a predicted model, not a curated record. The transcript has 4 exons.
AUGGCUGAAACAUCGUCGCAACCACUCUUCCUUGGCCUGGACCUCUCCACUCAACAACUCAAGGCAGUCGUUAUCACCCAGGAUCUCGAUAUCGUACACGAGUCUGCGGUAAAUUUCGCCAGGGAUCUGCCACAAUACGGCACAGAGAACGGAGCUAUCAAAGGCCCAGAUGAGGGUGAAGUCACAUCUCCGGUUGAGAUGUGGGUAGACGCGAUGGAUCUGCUUUUGGCGCGGAUGAAAGAGGCGAGCGUGGACUUCGCUGCUAUCGUUGCUGUCUCCGGUGCUGGCCAGCAACACGGCUCAGUGUUCUGGUCAAAAGACGCGGAGUCUCGUCUAUCAUCUCUGGAUCCUUCACGAACGUUGCUCGAACAGCUAUCACCGACGGCGUUUUCACUGAUGAACUCGCCGAUAUGGCAGGACUCUUCUACCACGAAGCAAUGCUUGGAGCUGGAAGAAAGUAUUGGCGGCCCACAGGCCCUUGCCGACCUCACCGGCAGCAGAGCCUACGAACGCUUUACGGGGACCCAAAUCGCCAAGAUACACCAAACCAAGCCAGAGGUUUAUGCGGCCACGAGCCGUAUAUCUUUGGUUUCAUCGUUCAUCCCGUCCUUAUUCUUGGGUUCUGUCGCUCCAAUAGAAGUAUCUGAUGCGAGUGGGAUGAACCUGAUGAAUGUCUUAACAUGCAAAUGGGACGAUAGACUAUUGGAAGCCUGUGGAGGGUCUGCCCUACGGUCCAAAAUAGGACCUGAACCCGUGUCUGGAGGAUCAAACUUGGGUAAGGUGCACAAGUGGUGGGUCGAGAGAUGGGGGUUUCAGCCAGAUUGCAUUGUCGCUCCAUUCACUGGAGACAAUCCCGCCACUGUUGUCUCUCUCUCGGCCCCGGGAGAUGCGUUACUCUCGCUUGGGACAUCUACGACGUUCUUGCUCUCCAUCCCGCCCGCAGACACGCCUCCUAAGCGGUUUACCACUUCACACUUACUAUCUCACCCGACCAACCUGGACGCGCAGAUUGCGAUGCUGUGUUAUAAGAACGGUGCUCUGGCUAGAGAACAAAUACGUGAUCGCUACGCUGACAACGAUUGGGGGAAAUUUAACACUCUUCUGGAGCAAGCACCCGUUGGAAAUAACGGUUUGCUGGGCUUCUACUUUCCGCUCCCGGAAAUCAUACCCCCUGGCGUGGUAGGGGAAUUUUUCUACAACGUCGAUGGGGCAACCCCCGCACUGGUCGAGAGUCUGCCCGACAAUGCGCAUCCCCGUGCCAUACUUGAAUCACAGUUUCUCUCAAUACUCUCAAGAGUGGAGGCCAUCUUGCCGGAGCAUGCGCCUCACCUCAAACGUCUCGUUCUGACUGGGGGAUCCUCCGCUAAUCAGACCAUUCGGCAACUCGCCGCGGACCUCUUCGGCAUGAAAGCGUACGUAUCCGCGACAAAGGAGGCAGCUGGGCUAGGGGGUGCGAUGUUGGCAAAGUACGCGUGGUGGAAGCAGAUCAACGGUGGCAAGGGGACGUUCGAAGCAAUGACGGGCGGGGAGAUGCCUGGAAUGACUUGUGUUGCUGAGCCUAGGGACGAGGUUACACAGAUCUACGAAGGGUUGGUGUCGGUGUAUAGGCUCUGUGAAGAGGACGUAGUGAGCCGAUCCCAGAAGAAGUAG